Messenger RNA from Prunus dulcis (almond), 1986 nucleotides. RefSeq lists its product as uncharacterized. The annotation marks the transcript as partial. Gene Ontology annotation, molecular function: protein dimerization activity. The record is from RefSeq and is a predicted model, not a curated record. The transcript is spliced from 6 exons. NCBI's taxonomy places the organism in Eukaryota, Viridiplantae, Streptophyta, Magnoliopsida, Rosales, Rosaceae.
AUGGAACGAUAUUUUAAGAGAAAGUUUUCAUCAACUACCUCUAGUUCAGAUAAUGUGGGUAGUUCAAGUGUAAGAGAUGUGGGUAUUUCAAGAGAUGUGGUGGGUAGUUCGAAAGAAAGUGAGUUGCAAGAUGUAUUGGCUAAUCUUCCUGCAGACCCUGGACUUCGACCUCAAAUGUUGGAUUAUGAUCCUAACAUUCGAGACGAAGUUCGAAGAGCAUAUCUACAGAAGGGUCCAUGUCAACCUAAGGAUCACACAUUUCCACAAACCGAUCUUUCAGGUAUUAGUAAAGAUGCUGCAUUUUGCCUUUAUUGUUAUCUCUUCAAAUCCAAUUUCAAAAUUGGUCAAGGCUGUAGCGAUGUCUUCACCGAGGUGGGUUUUACAAAUUGGAAGAAGAAAGAUAAAAUUAGGCAACAUGUUGGAGGUGUUGGGAGUGUUCAUAAUCAAUCUAGACAAUAUUGUGUGGAUCUUAUGAAUCAAAAGCAACACAUCCAAACAGUUUUGAUAAAGCAAUCAGACCAAGCUCGCAUUGAUUAUCGUAUUUGCUUGACAGCUUCUCUUGAUUGUGUGAGAUUUUUGUUGAAGCAAGGUCUUCCUUUUCGUGGCAAUGAUGAGAGUGACACUUCAAACAACAAGGGGAAUUAUGUAGAACUCUUAGAAUUGAGCAUUUCCAUGCUAAGAGGACAAGGAUAUGAUGGAGCUAUUGGAGCAUCGUGUAGGCGACGUGACAUGCUUAGAGAUCAACUACAGAAGAAUAUUACAGAAGCUCUUGAAAAUGAUGAUCUUCCAACAGGGCGAGGCUUAAAUCAAGAAACUUCUCUCAAGCGUGCCGGUGAUACACGUUGGAACUCACAUUAUGGUACGUUACUUAGUAUCAUUUCCAUGUUCAAAUCUGUGGUGAAAGUGCUUAAAUUGAUUAUUGAGGAUGGCUCCACUGAUAAUAUAGUCACAAGCAUUACAAAGAAAAGACCAAGAUAUUGGGAAUGCAAUGUCUUUAGUCAAAGAUUGCAAGGACACACUAAAGAUAUGAGAGAUAAUGGAUUUGAAGCCUUGCUUGAUCAAGUAUUUUCCUUUUGUGGCAAACAUGAUAUUGAGGUUCCAAGUAUGGAUGAUGCAUAUGUAGCUCAGUGGAGAUCACAUCGCAGAGCUCCUAGAAUAACACAAAUCCAUCAUUAUCGUGUGGACAUCUUCAUUCAAAUCAUUGAGUGGCAACUUGCAGAAUUAAAUCAUCGCUUUAGUGAGGUAAAUACUGAGUUGCUUAUUUGUUUGGCAUGUUUGAGUCCGAAUGAUUCAUUCAUAGCUUUUGACAAACAAAAGCUUCUUCGUUUUGCUGAAUUUUAUCCUCAAGAAUUUACACCCCGAGACCUCUUGGCACUUGAAGAUCAACUUGGGAUUUAUAUUCAUCAUAUGCGUACAAGAAGCGAAUUUUCUCAAUUGAAAGGGAUUGGUGCCCUUGCAAGAAAAAUGGUGGAGAAAGGGUUGCAUAGAACAUUUAAUUAUGUCUAUUUGCUUCUGACAUUAGCCUUAACUUUACCAGUUGCAACUGCUUCAGUGGAGAGAGCAUUUUCUGCUAUGAAUGUUAUCAAAGGUCCACUUCGCAACCGAAUGGGAGAUCAAUGGUUGAGUGAUAGCUUUCUUGUUUAUAUUGAGAAAGACGUGUUUGUUUGUAUUGAUAAUGAAACUAUAAUGGGACAAAUGGAUACAGUUGGAAUUUUGGUAUGCUACAAUGGAAGUUGGGUUAAGAAGGAUAACAUUGAGAGUUAUGAAGGUGGGGAGGCUAAAGGCAUAAUAGUGUCACGGAACGUAACGUUUUCCGAACUUGUUGAACGCAUUUAUAAGAUCAUGGAUGCAGAGCCCACGAAAUAUAGUGUCACAUUGAAGUAUUCAGUUCCUGUAUCCGCAUCUGUCAGUAAGCAGAUAAGGGUUGAAGACAAUGAUGAUGUUCAAUAUUUUCUCAAGUACAACACAGAUGUUAUGGCCUCUAAA